Podospora pseudocomata is the source of this 1452-nucleotide messenger RNA. RefSeq names its product Dynein light chain (gene DYN2). The record is from RefSeq and is a predicted model, not a curated record. Gene Ontology annotation, cellular component: cytoplasmic dynein complex. NCBI's taxonomy places the organism in Eukaryota, Fungi, Ascomycota, Sordariomycetes, Sordariales, Podosporaceae. Gene Ontology annotation, biological process: microtubule-based process. The transcript has 7 exons. Bases 584 to 904 code for a protein of 106 amino acids. Gene Ontology annotation, molecular function: dynein intermediate chain binding.
CCACAUAUCAGCUCGGUAUCGCUACAUCGAUUACCCCAGGUGAGUGAUGGGCCCCAGUCCUUCCCUUCCCCGUCGACCGCCUCACUGCGGACGCCAAUGAUUUGUCCUGUUGCAAGGCUUCUGUCCAGUAGCAAAAUAACAAACCAGACACGACUUCCAUCGUCACUUGUUUGCCUCUUCUCCGCACUCCACCCUUUAUUUUGUGACCUGACGCCAACUUCCAUAGUUGAUAGCUCAACAACAAGCCCUCUCACAUUUCCACCUGCACGGCCGAACCUGCACCGCCGGCACCGGGAGCUUUGAGCUAUCGAUUACCAACACCUGCACCCCAUUGUUUGCGCGUACCGGUACGUUGGGCCCCCAUUCGAUCCCCUCCAUCUCGUAACCGCGUGCUUUGCCAGGAGGAGCGUCUGUCGCUUGUUGGCGGCAAUUCAACAACCCACACCGAACAUCACCAAGCUUACCGUACUGUUUGCCUUCUUCACGCCACCGUACUAAUUGCUGACCAGACCGUGGCUUUCUUUAUCCGUCGACUAUCCAACCACACUUACCUCGUUUCACCUUUUUGAGAUAGACAAUCAUAAUGGCAGGAGACGACACCAAGCCCGCUGCUGGGAACACAUCCCCUGUCGCGAGGGAGAAGCUUGAUGCCCAGAUCAAGAGCGCCGACAUGUCCGAAGAAUUACAACAGGAGGUCAUUGAAGUCGCCCAGGAGGCCAUGGCCAAGUACUCCGUUGAGAAGGAUAUCGCCCAGCACAUCAAGAGAACAUUUGAUGAAAGAAAGGGACCUACCUGGCACUGCAUCGUAGGCCGCCACUUUGGCAGCUUCGUGACCCACGAAACCAAGCACUUCAUCUACUUCUACCUCGGUCACUGCGCCAUCCUCCUCUUCAAGACCCAGUAGGGGCGCGGCCUCCUCCAUUUUCUCUCCAAGCUGUGAUUUUUCUCAAAAGGGGUGCUCGUCAUCGCCAUUAUCAUUUUAUAACACUCUUAACCCCUAUGCAAGAUACAAGACGAGAAUCAGACACAGCAAAGUCACCAACCGGCCAGCACGACAAAGGAAAGGCGCGAGGAAAAAUAAUCAUGUCAAUUUUUGAGCGUUAUUUUUACCGUAAAACAAAGAGAGGAAAAAGACUUGAGAUAAAUUCGGAGGAGGCAUUUUCAACAUCAGCGAUGACAUUGCACUUUUUGGGGCAAGGGGACGUGGGGGGAAGUGUAGAAUGUGAGGAGGAGGGGGAAGAGAGAAAUAACAAAGCAAUGUGGUAAAUUUGUACCAGGUACCGUACCGUAUGAGGGAGUAGUUUUGAGUUGAGGAGUUUGAAAUUUUAAUGAAUGAUAUGUGGUUUUUUCUUCUUUGCAAAUGAGUGGAUUGGCAGGAGGGUGACUUCACUUGACUUGAGAGGUUAUGCAUCAUCGUGGCACUUCAAGUUGUGGUUAGGGGAGCACAGCAAC